Diospyros lotus (date-plum) is the source of this 874-nucleotide messenger RNA. RefSeq lists its product as uncharacterized. The record is from RefSeq and is a predicted model, not a curated record. The transcript is spliced from 4 exons. Bases 90 to 710 code for a protein of 206 amino acids. NCBI's taxonomy places the organism in Eukaryota, Viridiplantae, Streptophyta, Magnoliopsida, Ericales, Ebenaceae.
CGUGCCUGGACACCCGGCCCAUUUUGACACCUCGUUAGGGUUCCGCUCAGGCAGACGGAGAGAGAGAGAGAGAGAGAGGAAGACGAGGCAUGGUCGGGAGGAGACUAAUCUCCUUCCUGAAGCGAACUCCAACAUCACAGCUCUCGAGUUCGGCGGAGUCCGUAGCGGCGCAACCCACGGCUAAUGACAAAUCAUGGGGUCGGAGGGCCGUUUCCGGCGCUUUGAUAUGUCUCACCGGGGGUGUUGCUUUGAGCGCUCUCAAUGACCUUGCUAUUUACCAUGGUUGUAGCAGCAAAGCCAUGGAGAAAGCGAGUAAAAACCAAGCAAUUAUAGACGCCAUUGGUGAGCCUAUUGUGAGAGGCCCUUGGUACAAUGCAUCACUAGCAGUUGCUCACAAGAGACAUUCUGUAUCUUGCACAUUUCCUGUCUCUGGACCACACGGUACUGGAAUCUUUCAGUUGAAGGCAGUUCGAAAUGGAGAUAACUGGUUUUCGUUUUUACGAGCACGUGACUGGGAAAUCCUCAUCAUGGAAGCUCUGGUCCAUGUUCCCUCGAACGAAGAGAAGCGGCAAACAUUCCGCAUUAGCGUCUCGGACUUCUUCCCUCCCCCAGUUUCCGAGCCAUGCGCGGAUUGCAGUUCUCCAGCACAAGCUGCAGCAGCAGCAGCAGGAGGCUCUGGAGAAGCAGCCAAAAGCCAGACUAGUUGUUAGUAUUCAUUCAUACGAAUUUCACUUUCAUUCUUGCAAAUACGAUUGGCAGCAAAGAGAAGGCUUCACACUUCACCUGCUGCUUGUCUGAAUAAUUUAUGUGAUAAUCCCUCUCUGUUUGUUUAUAAUAGAGAAUAGGAAAUGAAAACAGCAAGGUUAUUUGGUCA